AUGUCCAUUGUCUAUCCCCGAUAUUCAGGACUUCUUAUUCAAAAGGCUAUUCAUAUGGACGGAUUCACAAAAGUUCAUUCUUCCAUGUUAUUUCGGUAAAUAUCGUUUUUGGUGUCCCAUUGUCCGAAGUAUCGAAUAUUCAGAUAGAACGGAUUGCGACCGAACGCGGAUUCUUCCAUUUCGCGGCGCAUUAAAUUAUACACUUGACGCGCAUUAUACAUCGGAGCAAUUAACGUUGGCCGACUAUUCGCGUAACAUUAACCGUUCAUCGAUAUUCCCUGAUUGUUGCAGUAAAUAACGUGCUCGUGAACAAUAAUUAAUUCGUUUUGAUCGUAAAUAAAGGAGCCAACGAUCGAUCGGUAAGUGACCGUUCCAGUCGUGGAUUCCUCCAGCAGGCUCACCAGAUAAUUCGCCCCUUCGUGCAUCCUUCGGCACGCGUAAUCAGACAGGAAUUUUUCCAACUAAAUUUCAAGGGUAAUCACAGGAUCUGCAACUAUCCGCGAUUAUCCGGUUUUCUCGGUAGUAACUGUGUUAAUAGGCCAGAAGGAACGUACUCGAGAGAGAGGUCGCUUUUCUGUUUUUUGAGAAUUUUGAAAAUACCCUCGCUUAUAUGACAGUGUAAUCCAAUCUUUCGUUCGACUCAAAACUCCAAUCAAUAGCGAAUUGUAUUCCUUUGUACUGUAGAAAGAUCCACGAAAUUCGAGACACUCGAGGCAGAUUUCGUCAGAAAUUCGAGCGACACUCGAGUAAUAUCGGCGAAUUUAAUAUCCGAUUCGGGCGUUUAAACGACGACGAUCUACCCUAUCCAACGAGUGUGGUAUCGGGGCAACGAAGGAGAGUGGGUGGGCCUGACACUUGCGGUCCCAGGACGAAAUCGACGGUCGAGCUUCGAACGGCGGGACAGAGCGAGAAGGACAGAGGGAGAGCGAGGUCUGCGGAGUCGGAGAGGGAGCUGAGGGGCCCUGGCUCGAGCUCGGGGCCCGGUAUAGGAGCGGAGAGGGGCUCGAGGGGGCAAAGGCACAUUCCAAGGCAGAACGGCUGCCAGUGA
Molecule: messenger RNA, 1048 nt
Organism: Heterotrigona itama
Lineage: Eukaryota; Metazoa; Arthropoda; Insecta; Hymenoptera; Apidae
Source: the annotation of a GenBank genome assembly